AUGGACGAUCAACUCCCAGACGAUGGUCUGAAAUGGUUCGGCGAAGGCUUCGAUGGGUUUCCCAAACGUCUUCCUGAUGAUUGUGUCGAAUACAUCAUUCAGGUCAUCGAUGAAAAGCUCGAAACAGCUGCCGCCAUACGAUCAAGACUAAACGAAAUUAACAAGGCCGCGAAUGACUUGAAGAAGAAGCAUCUGAAAGACUAUAUCUGGCAGAGGGAUGCCUUUGAUUUGAGUAUACAUCCCAAGCUUGAUCUUUCAAAUUCUGCCACCGUCUCGGCACCACCACAUCUACGAGGACGAUCGAACUUUGGAGAUUCGGUAGCAGACGAGUGGACAAUCGUGUUCCUCUUACUGGAACUCAGCAAGAAGUUUACGGAUGCUUGGAUUAGAGUGUACGAUACAGAUGGCGAAUUUCUGCUUAUCGAAGCCGCAAAUUCCCUUCCGAAAUGGCUGAACCCAGAGAUUGCGGAAAAUCGCAUUUGGAUCAAUCAAGGCCAUUUGAAAAUCAUCCCGCUGGAAGCUGAGUCUAUGCCUCGCAAUAUCUCUCUGCAGGAUGCGCUUUCGACGAUCAAACAGGCCCCGAAAAGACUCAUACUCGAACCAGCAAUCGAGAAAGAGGCCUUCUAUCGUCUCCGGGAGUACCCUUCAGCUAUCUCUUCUUCAUUUCAUCAUGCUCUUACAACCAUCCCAAGGAGUCUCGCUUACAUUCUCAAUCGCAACCCUACUUACAUCUCUCCAGCUGUCGAGGCAUUCUACCUGAGAGAUCCUAUCAGCCUUAAACCGCUCGCAACAAAAGAUACAUCCAUCCUGAACUUCCCACCAGAGGACUUCGUCACGGUAAGCGUCAAGUUUACCAAAGUCGGCUUUGCACAGCUGCGAAGUCAAGUCUUUGAUCCCCCACCCGCAUGGACAGGCAUUAUUCCUCGUAUGCAGGAUGAGAAGGUCGCCCGGGGAAUGAAGCUCGCAUGUGGAUUCGAGAUGCUUGUGUCUGAUGAGCAAAAUAAGGAUAAGAGGGCUGUCAGGGAGAUUAAGCUUCUAUUGGAUGACAUUGAGAGUGGUGAGGAUCACCUGCCCACGGAUGCUGAGAUUGCGGAGUGGCUGCAGACGCAAGACGAUGAGAAAUGGCUGGACRUUGAUUACAAUGACUUCGAGAACGAGCUUUCAGGAAACGCAGCGAAGUCUGGAAAAGAUGAUGAGAACGGCGGCUUUGGGGACACUGGCGCUCAAGAGAAUUUGCGGAAGAUGGUGUCACGUUUUCAGGACUUUCUUGAAGACGACGAAGCUGGUGCUGAAGGUGUUGACGAGAUGGAUGAUGAUGACAAUAUUUCGGACCAAGGCUCAGAAGAGUCUGAAAUUGAGGAUGAGAAAUCUUCAGCGACCGACGAAGCAGAAUUCGAAAAGUCAAUCAAGAAAACCAUGACGAUGCCCACACAUCACAUCGAAGAAAGCGGCCUCCUAGACGAAGCCAGAAAACUCGCACUGCAGGACGACGAAGGUGCCAGCGACGUAGACGAAGACGAAGAAAUGCGAAAAGUCAUCGAGCUGAUGGAGAAGGAACUCAAAGGCCACGGAGCCUUGAAUCUGGAUGGAAAGGGCAAAGGAAAGGCCAAGGAAAAGUCAGCAAAGAAAGUCGUCUUUGGGCCGGAAAGACCUCCUCAUAUGCAAAGUCAGGCCGUGGGGAAGAGUGUGAGUUUUGAGGAUGCGGAUGAGGAGCUGGAAUUCGGGGAGGGCGAACUCAGUUCUGAUGAUGAGGAUUAUAAUGAUGUGGAUUUGGGGUUGGCGAAGAAUAUGCUGGAGGCUUUCAAGGGUCAGGCGGGAAUGGCGGGGCCAGCGGGGAAUAUGAUGAAGGCACUUGGGGUGGGUAUGCCGAGGGAUGAGGAUGAGGGAUGA
Messenger RNA from Ramularia collo-cygni, 1890 nucleotides. RefSeq names its product related to regulatory factor Sgt1. The coding region runs from base 1 to 1890 and encodes 629 amino acids. The transcript has a single exon. Gene Ontology annotation, cellular component: nucleus. Lineage: Eukaryota; Fungi; Ascomycota; Dothideomycetes; Mycosphaerellales; Mycosphaerellaceae. The record is from RefSeq and is a predicted model, not a curated record.